AUGUUGAAGCGUGGUGGCAACGAGCAGCAGCAGCGGUGGUCGGCGCUGGCGCGGGCGGCGCUGGCGUUGCCGUCGCUCCAGUUGACUCAGGCUGGUUGUGGAAGAUUCUACUUGUCCCACCAUCGCAAUCCCCGCCAUCACCAUCACAUCUCGCCUCCUCCACAUUCUCAACGGCUCGCCUGCGCAAAUACCGCCGCCAUAUACCGAAUUACGCCUCGACGCGCCUUUGCAUCCAUUCCAUCCGUGUUUCGUCAUUUGCAGCGUCGACUGUACUCUGACUUGAAAAUGGCGACGGAGACGAAAUGGCCCGCCGCAAAGGUUCGCGAGACCUUUCUCGACUUCUUUGAGAAGAGGGGCCACACCAUUGUCCCCUCGGGCUCUGUCGUCCCUCACAAUGACCCCACCUUGCUCUUCACCAACGCGGGCAUGAACCAGUUCAAGCCAAUCUUCCUCGGCACUGUGGGUAAGACGGAUCCCAUGGCCAACAUGAAGCGAGCGGUCGAUACCCAAAAAGUCAUCCGCGCCGGCGGCAAGCACAACGACCUCGACGACGUCGGCAAGGACUCCUACCACCACACCUUUUUCGAAAUGCUUGGCAACUGGUCUUUUGGCGACUACUUCAAGAAGGAAGCCAUCGAGAUGGCCUGGGAGCUGCUCACAAAGGUCUAUGGCCUAGACCCGGAGCGUCUCUACGUUACAUACUUUGAGGGCAGCUCCGAGCUCGGCCUCGACCCCGAUCUCGAAGCCAAGGAGCUCUGGCACGCUCUCGGCGUCCCCUACGAGCGUAUACUGCCCGGCGAUAUGAAGGACAACUUUUGGGAGAUGGGCGACCAGGGUCCAUGCGGCCCUUGCUCUGAGAUUCACUAUGACAAGGUGGGCGGUGGUCGCAACGCCGCCAGCCUCGUCAACAUGGAUGACCCCAUGGUCGUAGAAAUUUGGAACCUCGUCUUCAUGCAGUUUGACCGACAAAAGGAUAGAAGCCUCAAGUCGCUUCCUGCAAAGCACAUUGACACAGGUAUGGGUUACGAGCGUCUUGUCUCUGCCCUGCAACAUACCAUUUCCAACUACGCCACCGACUGCUUUACUCCUCUCUUCAAGCAAAUCGAAACCGUCACGGGAGUCCGCCCUUAUACCGACAAGUACGGCAAGGAUGAUGUCGACGGCAUUGAUACCGCCUACCGUGUGAUUGCCGACCACAUUCGGACCCUCUCUUUCGCCAUUACCGACGGCGCUGUGCCCAACUCUGAUGGUCGCGGCUACGUUGUCCGCCGAGUCCUGCGCCGCGGUGUCCGAUAUGCCCGCAAGUACCUCAACGCCGAGGUUGGCUCCUUCUUCUCCAAGAUUCUGCCCGCUCUCGUCGAACAGGUCGGUGGUCAGUUCCCUGACCUUGUCAAGAAGCAGGAGGACAUCAAGGAGAUUCUCGAUGAGGAAGAGGAGGCUUUCUCUCGCACCCUCGACCGUGGCGAGGCCCAGUUCGAAAAGUAUGCUGCAAAGGCUGCCAAAGACAAUGUCAAGAAGCUUGAUGGUGAUGUUGUUUGGCGUCUGUACGACACCUUUGGAUUCCCGGUUGAUUUGACCAAGCUCAUGGCCGAGGAGCGUGGCCUCGAAAUUGACGAGGCAGAAGUAGAAGUUGCCAAGGAGAAGGCUCGCGAGGCCUCUAAGGCUGUCAAGGAUGCCGCUGCCACAUUUGCCAAGCUCAAUGUUCACCAGAUUGCUGAGCUUGAGCAGCAGCACAAGCUCCCUCGCACUAAUGACGAGAGCAAAUUUGUGAAGGGUGACAGCAAGGGCAAGAUCCAGAUCAUCUUUGACGGCCAAACAUUCCACAAAUCUACCAAGGACCUACCUCCCAAGACCGCCAUUGGUCUGCUGCUUGACCAGACCAACUUCUAUGCCGAGUCUGGUGGUCAAAUUGCCGACACUGGCCGUAUUGUCAUUGAUGAUGUUGCCGAGUUCAAAGUUAUGGACGUUCAAAAUUUUGGUGGAUAUGUACUACACAGCGGCUAUAUUGAAUAUGGUGCCCUCUCCUCUGGUGACGAGGUUAUUUGCGAGUACGAUGAGCUCCGCCGUUCCCCCAUUCGCAACAACCACUCUGGUACACACAUUCUGAACCAUGCCUUGAGAGAGGUUCUUGGCGACGACAUUAAUCAAAAAGGCUCUCUUGUCGAUGACGAGAAGCUUCGUUUCGAUUUCUCACACAAGGCUCAGGUCAAGCUUGAUGAGCUGAAGAAGAUUGAGGAUCUUUCGAACGCUUACAUUCGCAAAAGCUGCAAGGUAUUUUCAAAGGAUGUUGAUCUGGACCUCGCUCGUGAAAUCGAGGGUGUUCGCGCUGUUUUCGGCGAGACGUAUCCCAACCCUGUCCGCGUCGUCUCGAUUGGCAUGGACAUUGACACCAUGCUUGCUGAGCCUAAGAAGGCCGACUGGCGCAAGUACAGUGUCGAGUUUUGUGGAGGUACACACGUCGAGCAGACUGGUCUCAUCAAGGAUUUGCUGAUUGUCGAAGAGAGCGGCAUUGCCAAGGGUAUCCGCCGUAUAAUUGCCUACACUGGCGAGGCCGCCCACAGAAUCCAGCGCGAAGCUGCCGAGUUCUCCAAGACCCUGGAUGCCCUGGACGCCCUUCCCUUUGGCCCCGAAAAGGAAGCUCAGGUCAAGACCGUCUCGCAGGAGCUGAGCAAGCUCGUCAUUUCUACACUGACCAAGGAGGAGCUUAACCAGCGCUUCGCCAAGAUUAGCACCGCUGUCAUUAACGAGCAAAAGAAGAAGCAAAAGGCCGAGUCCAAGACUGCGCUCGAUACCGUCACCAAGUACUUUGAGGAAAACAAGGAGGCGAAGUGGUUCGUCGGCCGCCUGCCCAUUGGCGCCAACGCCAAGGCUCUGGGCGAUGUCGUCAAGCACUUUCAAAGCAAGGACAAGGACAAGACUGUCUACCUCUUUGGUGGCAGCGAGGAGGCUGGCGGUGUUGUGCAUGGCGUCUACAUUGGACAGCACCUCGCCUCGCAGGGUGUCACCGCUGAGUCGUGGGCUGCAAGCGUCUCCGAGGUUAUCGGCGGCCGUUCUGGCGGCAAGGAGCCGACUCGCGCGGGCCAGGGUACCAAGCCUGAGAGCAUCGAUGAGGGUGUUGAGCAGGCGACCAAGUGGCUGAGCGAGAAGCUCAAGCUAUAA
Beauveria bassiana ARSEF 2860 is the source of this 3159-nucleotide messenger RNA. Its product is annotated as tRNA synthetase class II. Lineage: Eukaryota; Fungi; Ascomycota; Sordariomycetes; Hypocreales; Cordycipitaceae. The record is from RefSeq and is a predicted model, not a curated record. The transcript has 3 exons. Gene Ontology annotation, molecular function: amino acid binding; alanine-tRNA ligase activity; nucleic acid binding. Gene Ontology annotation, biological process: alanyl-tRNA aminoacylation; tRNA modification. Gene Ontology annotation, cellular component: cytoplasm; mitochondrion. Bases 1 to 3159 code for a protein of 1052 amino acids.